GAAAAAAAUCGCUACAGUUGCCACUUGCCCAAUUAAAGACACAAUAACACUACCCUGGCUAUUAAAAAAACAAAAACAAGAACCUCCUUCAAAAUGGAAUAAAGAAAAAAGAAAAAAAAUAGUUAAAGAAACUGUUUUUCCUUAGGGUUUUCGUGACGUAGAAGUGAAUGGAAAACCCAAAGGAAGACGAGUUAAUGGAAGAAGAUAAAAGAUAAACCUGAUUUUAAGGACAAAGUUUCAGUAUGUCGGAGGAGGAGCCAGACAAAGUUGAAAAGACUGCCCUUGCCUUCGAUGACUUGGACGACAUUCCAAGCAUCGACUGUGAAGACAGCCUUUCAGAUUCACUUCCCACAGUGAAAGAGGUUGCUCCUUUGAGGUCUACAAAGAGCAAUAUUGGAGAAAAUGUAGAGAAGAAGGAGGAAAUGGUAAAAGAAAGCAGAGAUAAAGAAGAGGGAGAUGAGGCAGGGCAAGAAGCAUGCAGUGGAGGAAAUUUUAGAGAUAAGCUAGAAGAGGGUACAAUGCAGCCUGAAGAUAAGGGAAGUGGGUUCACAGAUAAGCCUGGGGUAGGGGAUGGAGCAACUGAUAAUCUGGAAUCACCUGCUGUAACUCACACGUUCUCGUUCCCCUUACGGAAGGAACCAGGAGGGCCCCCUGACACCACUUCAGCCCGACCGGAGCCAAUGGACAGAGAGGAGGGCCAGGCAUCCCAGGCCUCUUCGUCACCCAAGCCCUCUGCCAAAACCAAGAGCAAGUCGAAGAAGCCCAAGGCAUCUCGUCUAGCUAAGGAAGAGAGGGACUCAGACUCCUCAGUGUCCUCCCGGAAGAAGGGCCGAACAACCACCAAGGCACAAGUCAAGUGCAA
This is a messenger RNA of Penaeus monodon (black tiger shrimp), 862 nucleotides long. RefSeq lists its product as uncharacterized. NCBI's taxonomy places the organism in Eukaryota, Metazoa, Arthropoda, Malacostraca, Decapoda, Penaeidae. The record is from RefSeq and is a predicted model, not a curated record.